AUGGCGACGCAGAACAAAAACGAACAGGAACCAGUGGAGGAUUUCGACCCUUCGAACUUGAAGAGAAAAAGUGAUGGGUUCUUCUCCAGAACUUUUAAGAGACUCAAGGAGAAGCUACAGGAGAAUGAAGUCGAUGAGGGAGAGCCGCCAAAGAAGCCGCAGAACGAGCAGUCAGAUCAACCGCCUGAGCAGCCUUCAGACCCUCAGGCCAACCUCCACCAUCGUGUGCACAUCUCAAACAAUUUAAAGCAGAAUAAAAAGACUAAAAAAAUUAUAGACGAAGAUUACGAAAGGGAUCCGGAGGAAGCGGGAGGGGGCGGCAAAAAGGGAAGCGAUGAACCAACAGAAAACACUAGGAAGAAGCCCAAAAGUGUGAAUAAUCACCAAGGCAAAAGUGCGGCGAAGAAGGCACCGACGAAACAUGACAGUGUAAAAAGCAAGGGAGAUUUAAAAGUUACAAAUCCGAAUGGGAAUGAUGUAGAAAAGGGGACGAGUAACGAAAGAGAGUCAAGGAAUAACCCUUCUGUAGAAAAGGAAGUUAGAAGCCCCAAGAGUGGUGCCAAGGAGAAGGGAGGUGAAGAGGUACACGAUGAGAAGAUACACGAAGAAAAGGUGGACGAAGAAAAGAAGGACGAAGAAGAGGAGGACGAAGAAGAGGAGGACGAAGAAGAGGAGGACGAAGAAGAGGAGGACGAAGAAGACGACGAUGAUGAAGACGACGAUGAAGAGGUGGACGACGAAGAGGCAGACGAAAUGAAAGGAUUCAUCGUGGACAGCGAAGAAGAGGAGGAGAAUGAUGACGAAGAAGAAGGCAAAAAGAAAAAGAAGAAGAAGAAAAAAAAAAAAAAAAAUUAUGAUUAUUUUGAAAACAAAAGCCUAGACGAAGAAGACCUAGAGCUAAUCGCAGAAAACACAGGAAUGCAAGUAAUUAGAAACGAAAAAGACACGAAACAUCGAAGAUUAAAAAAGAUUAAAGAUUUGCAAGGCGGAGACCACGACAAUGAUGAUGACGACGACGAUGAAUUGUAUGCAAUUACGGCAAAGAGCGAUGACAAAAAUGACAACAAAAUCGAGCGACUAAGGGAUAAAGACUACUUUAUUGACGACAGCGAAACGACACUGAAGAAGCAGAAGGCCGAUCAGAAAAACAGCUUGUUCACUUACGAAGAAAGCGAGUCUGAUGCUGGAGAAAAUGAAAACGACCAAGAGGAAGAAGAAGGGUACCCAAUCUCGUCCGACAAUAUUUACAAAACAGAUUCGUACAUCCACGAAAUUAUUAGCCAAACGUUUGGAGACGUUAAUGCUGUCCUGGACAUCAUUAAUGUAUCUCCUGCGAAGAAGAAGAAAAAAUACGAUUACGAAAAUGAUGAGGAUGACGAUGAUGAGGAGGAUGAUGCGGAGGAAGAUUACGAUGAUAACCACGACGAUGACGUCCACGCGGGGAGACACCGUGAAGGCCAUCGCGACGACAACCUGUUCUCUAGAGACAUCCUUCUGGACGAUGAUGAGGAGGAAGGACCCAGGAGGAUUAAAAAGAAGAAAAAAAAAAAAUCGGUAAGCUUUUUCGAUCAAAUUAAUCAAGACAUGAACAAGAAGGGGUUGGAGGAGGACUCCGAUUACGAGAUGGACGCGGAUGAAGAGGAACAUGAGCGGUACGUCGCGGAGGAGGAAGAAGAGGACGACGAAGAGGACGACGAAGAAGACGACGAUGAUGACGACGAUGAUGACGACGAUGAUGACGACGAUGAUGACGACGGUGUAGAUGAUGAGGACGACGAACUGGACGGUGACAGCGACCGCGAGCAUGAUCGCCAACUAUACGAGCGCGAAUUCAAGCAAGUGUGUGACGAAGAGUACGAAAAAUUUGAGGAAUACGAGGAAUACGACGACUUUGACGAAUUUGACGAUCUGCCCUACUACGAGGACGCCAUAAGGAAGAGAGACAAGUAUGGCGAGGGGAAAGGCCGAAAGGGGAAAAUGAAAAAGGUUUUAAGCACCCUAGAUGGGAGCGCCAAAGGGGAAGAAGAGGAAGAGGAAGAAGAUGAGGAAGACGACGAAGAAGAGGAGGAAGAAGACGAAGAAGAGGAAGAAAACGAAGAAGAGGACGCACAAAACGAAUUAGAAAAUAAAACCGCCGUGGAAGCGAACAAGAUGGACCUUUUCGGAGAGGAAGACAUGACCGAGUCGAAGGAAAAAAAAGCCAAGUUGACCAAAAAGUUGUUACUCAUAGAGUCCAAGUGGAUAAUACGGAAGCUGAAAGAGAAAUAUCCAAAUUAUUUCACCCCAAGAAACAUGGAGAAAAUCAUCGAGCAAAAUUACGACAACACGUAUAGCCAUAUAAAGGUGCAGGAAUUCCUCAGUGAUAACUUCUUAUUAAAAAAAUGUAUCCUCACCUUAACGUUAUUAAUAAAAUAUAAAAAUGAGAUUCCAUUCAUUUUUUUUCACAAAUUCUACUUAAUCUCUCCACCAUUCAAUUUAAAUAUCCUAUGGGACAUAUAUGAGCUAGACAAACUGUGGUUCAAAACCUUCGUCAAAAUGAAUAAGCUAAGAAAUAGGCUCAAGCUGUUAAGCACUUCAUAUAGGGUCCAUUCUGACCUCUUUGAUAUUCUUGAUAAGACUAAUGACAUGUACUAUGAGGACAUCAACAUAUAUUAUUUUUAUGUUAAGCAUGAUCUUUUCAGAGGGAUGAAGAUGGAAGAGAAUGCGCUGGGGAGGCACUCCUCCAUUCUUUGCAUCAAGGACCAUGCGGAGGGAAACAACCGUCUAGAAAAAGCUAAUACGAUGGACAGAAAUGAAGAUCCGUCCGUUACACCAUCCGCCAUAAGUUCCGGCAACGAAAAAAAGUAUAUCCAUUCCGGGGAGACCACUGACGACGACGCGGACAAUCCCGCGGAUGAUCUCUUUGGAGACAAACUACUCGAUGAAAACAGCUCAAAUAAAAAGGUGGCGAAGAAGAACGCGACGAAGAAGAACCUGACGAAGAAAAAGGCCGAGCCAAAGCUGUACAACGAAAAGAGUAUCCCAGGAUUGCUCUUCCUCGAGUACGUAAAAAAAAACAAAUUCAACAUCUGGGAUGAUUACCUCCUCACCACCGAAGAAUUUUAUGAAAACAUUGCUUACGUUUAUGACCUAAUAAAGGACGAAACCAUUUGGCCGGCAGACGACACAGAGGAUGAGGAGAAGCAGCACCCGUACGAUGACUACAAAUACGGGGAUAGCAAAAGUAAGAAGUAUGCCAAACAUGAAGUGGACACGCCCCAUGGGAAAGGGAAAGACAGAAGAGAGCAAUUAACCAUCUUCACGUAUAACUGCUCCAAGAUCAAACACAUGGUAACAAAUGUCCCAGAAAUCUAUGGCAACGAUGUGAACGUCCAGAGUCAGGUGGAGGAUUGGUGUAAAUCAUUCUUCCCUCGAGAAGUAUCCAACAAUAAAGAGAUUUUCAAGACACUCAUUUGUUACUAUGCCAAACUGUUGGCGUCCCAUCCUUGCGUGAAAUACAUUUUUAGGUUUUUCUUCCUGAAGUACGCGUCCCUCACGACGGUGAGCACUAGCCAGGGCGAGGUUCACAUCGAUAUCAGCAGCCCGGAUUACUUCUCAUUCCGGCUAUUUAGAUUCCCAGUGCAUCUCUUGCUGUGCGGAGAGUAUAAAGGUGGGGGCGCCAUCGUCAGUGGGAGUGCCACAGUAGGUGGCAGCACCGGGAGCGCCGCCGACAGCACACCAUACCGCGCCUCGCACGACCCCUGCUAUGUGCACAACUACAAUGUAAACUUCUUCAACACCCAACUGGACGAAAGCGAGGUAAGCAUGGACGUGAAGAAGAGGGAGUUAGAAAACUACUACGCCAAGCACAAGUACAAACACAUUUAUCUAGAAAUUUUAAAGAACCGAGAUAACAAGUUAGUGCACCUGAUUAUGCACCCCAUAUUGCCGCACGAAACGGUACCAUGGAAAGGUGAAGAUUUUGUAGAGAGAGAAAAAUGUAAAAAGAAAAAAAAAAAAAAAAAUGAUCGAAAUUUGAAAUCCUACUUCGAAAAGGAAAGAAAUAAACUAUCCAAAACGGAAGCGAUGGACAACGAAUGGAUAAACAAUCUACUGAAGCAAUUGUCUUACGCCUACUGCUACAACGAUCUCGAAGACACUAAUCUCUUUGUCCAUGUACAGAAAAAAAUCUUAAAUAACUUCCUGUGUGUAGAAUUAUUGCCCCUAUUUAAAAAAAACCUAGAAAAUCUGCUACUCGCUAGUGCACAGAACUGGCUCAUGGUAUACAUUCAUCAGUCCUUUUAUCUCACCCUCAAUGUGAAACCAAUUAAAAUUUACAAAAAUGGGCAGGAAGAAAAGGGCAAACUACGAAAUAGGAGAAGCAGCAGAGACCUAAUUAUGGAUCGUCGAAAUAGCAGAGACGAUGAUAAUUACUCUUCAGAUUAUAAGAGCGAAGAUUCCUACUCCAAGUAUGACGAUCGGGAAAGCAGGCACCGUCAUCAUAGAGGGAAGAAAAAAUACUACAGUGACGAAUCCUACAGUAGCAGUGAUGAGGAUACUGGGAAAAGGUACAGCCGCAUUCGGAAGGAAGAGAAAAAAAGCAAAAAGAGGGAAAGCAAAUGGGGAGAAAGUGAUGACUUGGCCAAUGCAGAAGUGAAGGAAGGACACGUGAAGGAAGGACAAGCGAAGGAAACACAAAAGGGAAACAAAAAAGGAGGCACCAAUUGGGAUCUCAGAGCCGAUCGAAGUGCGGACCAAAUCGCAGACCAGAGUGCAGAUCCCAACUGGGACCUCAGGACGGACCAAAGUGUCAAACACAAGUCGGCUAAGCGGUCCAACAAAUCCGAACUCUUCGACUCUUCGCACUCCACUCAAAGUGACGAGGAAUACAAAUCGGAAAAAACAAUGAAAGAAAAAGAGAGUGGCUACAUGAAGAAUCUGUCCUAUGAUGAUAACUACUCGGACAAGUCUGAAAAAAGCUACAUUUCUAACAAACCAGAUGAAGAAAAGAAGAAACAGAAAAUUCUAAAAAGUAUAAAAAAAAAUCAUAACGUUUACGAAGUGGUCUCCAUAAUCUGUGAGCCGAUAAACUAUGGAAUCAGGCUGCACAUAAUGGCUUGCGACAUUUAUGGGGAUAUCAUCGAGUACCUCUACCUAGACAACGUCUACCUAGAUAUUGCAAAGAAGGAGAAAAUGCCAGUGGAGCAGGAGAAAAUUGCCAAAGAUAUGAACAUAUUUAGCAACUUCCUGAAGAAGAUAAAACCGGAUGUGAUAGUCAUCGGGGUUAGGGACGUGUACUCCUACCUGGUCUACUCGUACGUGUUGAACUUCGUCACCGGGGGUAUGCAAAACGCGGGGGAGGAGGCUCAGCGGUAUAGCAUGGGGGGAAGCGGCAAUUACUUGGUAAUCCCGGAAAACCUCUACAUCCCAAGCAUCGUAACGAACAGCCUAAAGUACAGCGCAGAUCUGACGAGCAAGUACUCGAGGCAGGCGCUGCUCUGUCUGUCCCUUUGCCGCUUUGUGCAAAAUCCACUUUGCGUAGUUAUAUCCCUUUUCGAGGAAGAGAACAGAAAUAUGUUCAACAUCUGCCUGCACGAUUUGCAGAAAUAUGUCUGUAGCUACAAACUAGAGUCUCUCUUCCAAAGAAUUAUAGUCGAUGUAGUAAACAAGACCGGGUGCGACAUCAAUUUUUUGAAGAAGAAAAAAAAACACUUAGGAGUUAUGUUAAGUUACGUGGCCGGAUUAGGGUUACGAAAAAGGGAAGAAUUGAUGAAACUCUUGCACAAUAGAAAUUUAACCACGAGGGAGGAUCUACUGACUCUAUCAUCGAAUAGGAACCUGAUAGGCAAAUGCACCUAUCGGAACUGUUCCUCCUUCAUUAGAAUUAUAGGCAACGGGGAAGAGUACGUAGAAGCGUUGGAUAACACGAGGAUUCAUCCCCUCAAUUGCUACGACAUCAUCCAUGAUCUUUUUAAAAAUGUUAUAGACAUGAAAAAGAAUAACUUCUUAAAGAGCACCUACGAUAUUGUUAACUACAUUAUUAACAAGAAGAAGCUUAUUCGAAAUAUGGAGAUAAAGGAGUAUUCUAGGCGAUUCUAUGAUGAGAAGAAGAUCUACAUUUACCCCUAUCUCAAAUUCAUUCAAACCGAACUGAUGCAUCCGUAUAAGGAUUAUCGUUACAACUACGAGAAGAAGAAGGAAGAGGAAUUGUUCUACCUAAUAAUCAAUGAGAAGAAAGAAAAUCUAUCCAUCGGAUCUGAAGUUGUGUGCAAAAUGGAUUACAUUAACAAAAAUAAUGGCUACAUUAAGAUCACCAUAUUGCCCUACAACAUCAGGGGCAUCAUUACCGAUUCGAAGGAGUUCCUACGACAGCUGAGAAAGUAUUACAUGGAAAGGAUGAACCUAAUUAACUCCAAUUUGGAAAAUAUGAACACGUUACAGAAGGGGCACCACCAAAAUCACGGGAAUAGCAACAAUUUGAAAGACACCGAAUAUAUUAAUAACUCCGUCGUGGGCGAACUAAUCAAAGGGAGAAUCAGCUCCAUCAGCUACAAUCUGUACAAUCGCUUCGAAACGAACUUCCACGUCGUCGUAACGGAUGAAAACAUUAAGAAGAUUAAGAAGGACACCUUUCUGGACAAUUUGAGGAGGCCACUCAAUUAUGAUUAUCUCUCCCCACUCGUCGAGCUCGACGUACACUACGACACAAACACGUUCAUAAAAAACCAUUUUAGAAAAUUAAACGACAAUGAACACUUUGAAGAUAUUGAUGAGGACGACGAGGAGGACGAAGAACAAACGGAGCAUCAGCAGAAUCAGCAGCAUCACCCGCAGCAGGAUGGACACGUGGCAAACCGCGGCGACGCCACCACUGGACAGCAAAAAGUCAAAAUGAAAAUGAAGAUUAAAAAUAAAAAUAAAUACUACCAAAGUAAAAGACUUAUAAAUCACCCUCAUUUCAAAUUAUGGAACUAUCAUGAGGUGCAUGCAUAUCUGAAGCAGACCAGUGUCCAGAUUGGAGAGUCCAUCAUUUACCCCUCCAAUGAAUUGAACAAGCUAUACUUACACAUAAAAACAUCCGAUGAGCCUUUCAUUAUUGCUAAGUUUACUGUCUACGAGAAGAACAUUCAGCAUGCCACUCACAGUGCCAGCGCCUCCGCCCUACAUAAACAGAUGCAACCGAUUCAAGAAGUGUACCUUAUAAAUAACGAGCAGUUCCAUUCCAUUGAUCAGAUCAUUUCCCUCUUCUGUGACAAACUGAAAAAGAAUCUAAUCGAAUUGUACAACCAUCCCAAGUGUAAGAGAAAAAAACAGAUCGACGAAAUUACCAAAGAGCUUUCACAGGAAAGUUUACUAAAACCGGAGAACAUCGUCUGGGCCCUUAUCCCCCCCAUUCCCCUCCCACCCAAGAGAAAUGCCAACGAAAGUGAUAAAACUCCCAUUCCAGACUUUAACCCCCUGCGAUUUACCCUCAUGGUCAUCCCCCCGCAUAAUCACCACCAACAGCUGUACGCAAAUUAUAACAGGGAGCUUCGUCCGAAGGACCACAUCGUCCUCCAGGAUUCCAUCUACGUUGACCAUAAGUCUUUCAAACUUUGGACCAGGGUUGAGCGCAACUUUAAAAAUCUCAUUAAGUGGUGGAAGGAGAAGGGCUACUGGAAUAGGCAGAACGAGCGUCAGGAAUACAUGAAUGAGAAGAAGAGGAAGAUGGAGGAGUACCGCCGCCUUCGCGGAGGCAGAGCCUGA
Molecule: messenger RNA, 7725 nt
Organism: Plasmodium inui San Antonio 1
Lineage: Eukaryota; Apicomplexa; Aconoidasida; Haemosporida; Plasmodiidae
Exons: 2
Coding region: 1-7725 (2574 amino acids)
Biological process (GO): transcription elongation-coupled chromatin remodeling; mRNA transcription by RNA polymerase II; nucleosome organization
Cellular component (GO): transcription elongation factor complex
Molecular function (GO): nucleosome binding; histone binding
Source: RefSeq, a predicted model, not a curated record